Papilio machaon (common yellow swallowtail) is the source of this 958-nucleotide messenger RNA. RefSeq names its product BLOC-1-related complex subunit 5 (gene BORCS5). The transcript is spliced from 8 exons. Gene Ontology annotation, cellular component: cytoplasmic side of lysosomal membrane; BORC complex; synaptic vesicle membrane. The record is from RefSeq and is a predicted model, not a curated record. Gene Ontology annotation, biological process: lysosome localization; positive regulation of anterograde synaptic vesicle transport; organelle transport along microtubule. NCBI's taxonomy places the organism in Eukaryota, Metazoa, Arthropoda, Insecta, Lepidoptera, Papilionidae. The coding region runs from base 134 to 925 and encodes 263 amino acids.
UAUUGUCAAUAUUUUAUCAAUAUCAAUAAAUGUUUCCUAAAUUAUCUUUGUUCUUAUAAUUUGAACCGUUAAAAACUCAAAUUAAGGACGGAGAUUAUAAUUUUCGUACCAUUUACAUAUUAGAUAGUUCAAAAUGGGCUCUGAGCAGUCCAUGCCUCCUAAGAAUCAGGCACAAAGGGCCCCACCUGUUAGACGAGGCUACACGAUAGCUGGCACAAAUGUACCAGAUUCUCAUAGAAGCGGUGAUGCAACAACCAGUGGUAAUAACUCUCCCGGAGCCAGCAUAUGUUCAGACUCUGAGUUACCAUAUAUAUCAUAUACUGUUGAUCGUCCUAUUGGAGAUUCACCAAAGCACUCAUCAAAGAAUCAACGAAUGGCAGAGAAUAAAAAGUCUCUUCUCCAGCGGCGCCAGAUGAGUCUCCAAGCGCGGAAAAACAAACGCGCCCGUGAUAUUGUUGUUGUCAAACCUGCAUCUGAUACACAGUUGGAUGAAGAUAUACAAAGAUUACAGGAAAUCCCUACAUUCCUCCCAAUCAUGAGGGGUACUCUAGGUUUGCCCGGUGCUCGUGAUCCAGAGGUGAUAGCUGGAUUAGAUUAUAGACCAUGGGUUCGUAUGACGACCCGUCUGCAAGCACAUCUGUCUGCCUGCGCACAGCCCAUAGCAGCAGAUCAAGUCACACUCGUCACUAAAGUAAAAGAGAUCGAUGCGGAGAUCUCCCGUCUCUAUUCAUUGUUAGUGGAGAGACAGAGAGCGAACGCGCGGCAUGCAGAGCGCCUGUCACGGGUACGGGAGGUGGCACACCAUUUAUCUAGAUGCAGGUCUCUGGUCAACCAGUCAUUACAAGAUAUUGAAGAAUUGAAUCUUUUACUUCCUGAGAACAAAAGAUUGGAACCUUUUGUAUGGAACGAAGAAAAUAGCUCAUAAUUGAUAUAUUAUAUAGCAAAGUUAUAUAUAAAU